CCAGGUUUCACGAUGGGUUCAGGUUUAGUAACUUGUUGUUUGGAGGUCAGUGUGCGUUUAUGAAUCAUGGGCUCUUUAUUGACCGGACGAACAGUCUUGGGGGUAGACUGUGCGACUAAAUUACCAGUUAUUUUCCGUGCAGCAACUCUUGGGUUGCUCGGCUUAGGCGGUGAUGCCUGGUUCUUUUGGGCUCUCUUAACGUGAGUCGAAUCACAUGCAGGGUUUUUGGAAACCACUGUUGUGUUCGGGGACCCUGAGCUGGGAGACCCGAGUUUGCCUAGAGAGUUCAGUACCGUCGACGUAAUGAUGGUACUGAGCCUCGACACGUCGUCGUUAGUGUGGAUGGAUGCUCCAUCGAUGGAAUACCUAUCGAUAUCCCUGUUUUUGAGUCCGUUGCACUCUCUUGUUUGUAUAUCAGUUUUUUUACUAUCGUAUUCCAAGUUAACUGACAACUUGUUCCGAAGACUUGUCAGUAGGACAAUGAUGUUACUCAGCAAGACUACGGAGUCUGUGUUGCACGUGACACACACCCACUUUUGCUCUGACUUGCUGAGUCUGUUGUAAGCAGUUGCUGUCAGAUCUGUGCAUGCUUCGUGGAACCAACCUUUGCAGUUGUCGCACUGCAUGCCAGUUGUGACAGCAAAACGGCAUCCCGGACGUUUGCAUGAGUUUUUCAUGACGGUGUUGAAGCAAAUUAUGUUAUAGAUGCUUGCAAGAGCCUAGGACCUUUUAAAAAAAAACACUAAAAAGCACACUGAAAACGGACAAAAAUGGACAAAACGAGUGAUAUAAACUGAAACUAGUCUAUACGUGAAAAACAAAAAAAAACCGAAUAGUAAGCUGAGGCAAAACCACAGGUAACUAUUAAAUAUAGUGAAACUCAAAAAAAAAGUAAUCUACCGAACGUAUAGCUCAGGAUAGAUUCUUUAGAACUGAAAUGGUACUUUUGUUGCGUAAGAACACAGCAAAAGUUUGAUAAAUGCAAAUCACGUUAGGACUAAACUUCCCGUUUGAAGAUUCGUCCUAUAUCAUGCAUCAUCACGAUGGCAUCGUCUUCGUUACUUGAAGAAUGGACGUUACCAGACAUGCUGUGGCUGAACUCAAUUCAAAUCUAAAAAUGUCUUGAUUUGACCGCUUCUGAAAAUUUUCACGGAUUGUCGAUGUGACGCACCAAUCAUUAUGUGACGGUUUGACCUUCAAGUGCUCUCAACCCCCAUCAGUGGACGAUACCCUAGGAGCGUUGCUGAUGUCUUACUCUGAAGCGGAUGCAGUUAAGAAGUUGCAAGGUCUAGAUAAUUCUCAAGUUUCGGUAGAAAGUACAUCCCAGUGGUUUCUAAGUAAUAAACAAAUGGCUAAAGACUUGGUCAAGCUCUGGUUUAAAGAGUUUCGCAAAGCUGCUCCUAAGAAGAAAAUCGCUUUUCUGCAUCUGGCUAACGAUGUUAUACAAAGGGGUAUAACUACAGCUCCUCAGUUCAAGAAACUGUUUGAACCAGUUUUGCCUACGGCGUUUAAAGAAACAUCAAAAGUACAGCGUCAUUCAGUGCGUUCAUCUGUCGCUCAUCUUUUAAUCGUAUGGGCUACUCGUCGAGUGUAUUCUAAGAGUUUUCUUAGACAGUUACGUUUUAUAUGCCAACGAGCGGUCGCUGAAGCAGAUACGCCAGAUGCUAGUGAAGAGAUUAAACGUAACAUCAUUGCUGCAUCACCAUUCGCUUUCUCAUUCACAGCAGUUUUGACAAAUUCAUCAGGAUUAUCAGGGAAUAAAGAAUCAUCUGUUGCUGGUAAUAAUCUUCAUACACCCAAGUUAAUUGACAAUAACAAAGUGAAUCGUAAACGACACCGUUCUUCAACUACAAAAGACAUCUCAACGGCUCCAAUAUGCUUUGACCCUAAAAAUUAUGGAGAUAGUAAUAUGUCCCGUAAUUCAAUUUCUGCAUUCCGUGAAGAGUUAGACCUUGAACUACAAACUGAGGCUACCGAACCUCCAAAGGUCAGUGAACUUAUUCAACUUUUAGAAACUCUUCAAUCAGCUGCUUCUGCUGAUGCUGCUACACGCCGUGAAAUAGCACAAUUCCCGCCGGAAGUUUCUGAUCCUAAUAAAGCAAUGGAAAUUAUGAAGUCAUCAUCUGAACAAGAACAACAAGCAUUAAUAGAACUUAUCAGUAAAUGUUCCUCUCGACUAGAUGUCUACAAUCAAUUGUUAGAAGAAGAAACAACUAAACGUAACCAGUUAGCUCUUCAAUUACGUGCUUUUCAUAGUCAUUUGAACGAACGAAUUUUACAGGCUAAGAUUGAAGUCGAUGACUUGAAGUCGAAAUUAGAUCAUGGUCACUCAUUAAAAAGUGAACUGAAUAAACAUAUUUUAAAUCUUCCUGAUCUGCAUCUUCUACCUGAUAUGACAAAUUUCGGUUUAGAUCCGUUACCAACAGUUGGUGAUCUAUUCGGUUAAAUUUCUAGUCUCAAGUUAUGUAAUCAUCAGUUCAUGUAGUAUUGUCUAUCUUCCUUCUUGACUUACUUUUCUAUGUAUAUCAGUCCAAUGUAUAAAGCUUAACAUUUUGUAAAUAUAAAUUUUAUUUCUAGUAAUAUGAAUUGUGUUUUUCCCCCGAGUUUAUAUUAUAUGAUAUCUGUGUAUAUCUGUUCAUAUGUUCAGCUCCUCUUCAAUUUCUUUCACGUGUAUGUAUGAUUGAAUGAAUGAAUAUGUGUAUGAAACAGUUCAUUCAAGUUGCACACCAUUAUUUCAUUGGUGAUUUCCUUUCUUUCAAUAGACAAAUGUAUUUAAGACUUUCUUUAUUAUUUCAAGAGCUCUACUUGACAACUCAGUUUAAUAAAGUAGAAGUCUACUUUUGAAUAACUUUGCCAAUAUUGUUUAACUUCAAUUAGUACCUUAUACGGAGUAUAAUUAAAACGAACUAUCACUGGCUUUCAGUUUAUUUUGAAAACACUAGUUAAUAUUUUUGGUUGAAAUGGGAAAAAAAUCUUUUUAAGAAUAAGCACAUUAUACUAGUUUUCUAUAUAGCUCCCUAAACUAUGAAAUCCUAAAUCCUACACAAAUGACUAACUUCUAAGUAAUGAUUGUCUGAUUAGGAUUUCAGUUUACGGCUUACUACUGGUUUAAAUUAAAAUCUGUUGGUAACUAAAUUCUGCGGUAAAAGUAUACUAUACUGACGACCUUGGACAAAUUUUCACUCAAUAAGGAAAUUCUGACUAGUCAUAAAACAAUUAGCAAUACAAACCAGUGAAAUAACAGAGGAGUAAUAGCUUUAAUCUGAAUAAUUAAACAUCUCCAAACCCUAAUCUUUCCGAUUGCUGCUUAUACUUUUAUUGUCUCUACCACUACGGGAUUUGAAUCAACAACUGCAUCUCUGUGCUAAUAUGGUGGGGCAACUCGAACUGAUGUACGUACGUACGAAGUUCUACGUUGUUACUGACUGACUGACUGGAAUUAAACCUCAUAUGUCAAAUUAUCCCUUUUAGUGAAAUAAAUAGGUCAAGUAUACACAUAUAAAUACAAAUUAAGAGUCGAGCUAGUAUUAUCACCCCUUAGAGUUUUCGUCACUAACUGACAUCAGCGAUAAUGCAAAAUGUUUAGUGUUAGGCAUUAUAGGUUUAGCUGGAGUUCUGAGAAGGGUUUACAAAAUCGGG
Schistosoma haematobium is the source of this 3639-nucleotide messenger RNA. It is a transcript of the gene RPRD1B, whose product is annotated as Regulation of nuclear pre-mRNA domain containing protein 1B. Gene Ontology annotation, cellular component: RNA polymerase II, holoenzyme. The transcript has 7 exons. The record is from RefSeq and is a predicted model, not a curated record. Gene Ontology annotation, biological process: mRNA 3'-end processing. Gene Ontology annotation, molecular function: RNA polymerase II complex binding. Lineage: Eukaryota; Metazoa; Platyhelminthes; Trematoda; Strigeidida; Schistosomatidae. The coding region runs from base 1247 to 2446 and encodes 399 amino acids.